AUGGUUCCUACUGUAUUUGCAAUUGGAGCAACUUUAGUAGUCAUAAUGUCACUUUUGGCAUUAUUAGACACUGUCAUGAAUUAUAUUGGAGAUCUUAUCGGAUAUGAAGGAUGGACAUUUCAAAUGCUAUUCGGGUACGCAUUUUUCCCAUUGGCCUACAUGAUGGGAGUCACGGAUGAUGUCAAUCAGACAUUAUUAGUGGCCCAACUAAUGGGUACCAAAACUGCCGUAAAUGAGUUUGUUGCCUACAAUAAUUUGGGAAUGUUGCAAAAAGAAGACAAGUUGCAUAAGAAAUCCGUUCUCAUCGCUACGUAUGCCCUCUGUGGAUUUUCAAAUUUCUCAUCAAUGGGAAUGUCGAUUGAAUUCUUGGGAGGAAUGGCUCCUAGCAAGAGGUCUACUAUCUCUAAUCUAGUGCUCCGAGCACUUUGUGCGGGGUCAAUUGCCUGUUUUAUGAAUGCAACUGUCGCAGGCAUCCUCGUUUCGGAACCCAUCAUUUGUACAGCAUCCCAAAAAAUCACAAACUGCACGAGAAUACCAGGAUUCUAA
This is a messenger RNA of Caenorhabditis remanei, 546 nucleotides long. RefSeq lists its product as uncharacterized. Bases 1 to 546 code for a protein of 181 amino acids. Gene Ontology annotation, biological process: nucleoside transmembrane transport. The record is from RefSeq and is a predicted model, not a curated record. Gene Ontology annotation, molecular function: nucleoside:sodium symporter activity. Gene Ontology annotation, cellular component: membrane. The transcript is spliced from 4 exons. NCBI's taxonomy places the organism in Eukaryota, Metazoa, Nematoda, Chromadorea, Rhabditida, Rhabditidae.